Molecule: messenger RNA, 4034 nt
Organism: Choloepus didactylus (southern two-toed sloth)
Lineage: Eukaryota; Metazoa; Chordata; Mammalia; Pilosa; Megalonychidae
Gene: ADAM17
Product: ADAM metallopeptidase domain 17
Exons: 19
Coding region: 122-2605 (827 amino acids)
Biological process (GO): Notch signaling pathway; membrane protein ectodomain proteolysis
Cellular component (GO): plasma membrane
Molecular function (GO): metalloendopeptidase activity
Source: RefSeq, a predicted model, not a curated record
AAGGAGACUUGAGGGGCCGGGCCGGGCGGAUCCCCUCCCCUCCCCAAUGUGAGCAGUGUCCCGAGCCCUCGGCAGGCGAAGGCGGCCCUGAGAGUUGGAGCCGGUGGCCGGGGCCUGGAACAUGAGGCACUGUCUCCUCUUCCUGACCAGUUUGGUGCCUUUCGUGCCGGCGCCGCGACCUCCCGACAACCCGGGCUUCGGCUCCCAACAGCGACUCGAAAGGCUUGAUUCUUUGCUGUCAGACUACGAUAUCCUCUCUUUAUCUAAUAUCCAGCAGCAUUCAGUAAGAAAAAGAGAUCUACAGACCUCAACACAUUUAGAAACACUACUAACUUUUUCAGCCUUGAAAAGGCAUUUUAAAUUAUAUCUGACAUCGAGUACUGACCGCUUUUCACAAAAUUUCAAAGUGGUGGUGGUGGAUGGUAGAGAUGAAAGCGAGUACACUGUAAAAUGGCAGGAUUUCUUCAGUGGACAUGUGGUUGGUGAGCCUGGCUCUCGGGUUUUGGCCCACAUAGGAGAUGAUGAUGUUACAAUAAGAAUCAACACAGAUGGGGCAGAGUAUAAUAUAGAGCCACUUUGGAGAUUUGUUAAUGAUGCUGAAGAUAAAAGAAUGUUAGUUUAUAAAUCUGAAGAUAUCAAGAAUGUUUCACGUUUGCAGUCUCCAAAAGUGUGUGGUUAUUUAAAAGUGGAUCAAGAAGAGUUGCGUCCAAAGGGUCUAGUAGACAGAGAGGCACCUGAAGAGCUUGUUCAUCGAGUGAGGAGAAGAGCCGAUCCUAAUCCUAUGAAGAAUACGUGUAAAUUAUUGGUGGUAGCAGAUCAUCGCUUUUACAAAUACAUGGGCAGAGGGGAAGAGAGUACAACUACAAAUUACUUGAUAGAGCUAAUUGAUAGAGUUGAUGACAUCUAUCGGAACACUUCAUGGGACAAUGCAGGUUUCAAAGGUUAUGGAAUACAGAUAGAGCAGAUUCGCAUUCUCAAGUCUCCAGAAAAUGUAAAACCUGGUCAAAGGCACUAUAACAUGGCAAAAAGUUACCCAAAUGAAGAAAAGGAUGCUUGGGAUGUGAAGAUGUUGCUAGAGCAAUUUAGCUUUGAUAUAGCUGAGGAAGCAUCCAAAGUCUGCCUAGCACAUCUUUUCACAUACCAAGAUUUUGAUAUGGGAACACUUGGAUUAGCUUAUGUUGGUUCUCCCAGAGCAAACAGUCAUGGAGGUGUUUGUCCAAAGGCUUAUUAUAGUCCAGUUGGGAAGAAAAAUAUUUAUUUGAAUAGUGGCUUGACCAGUACAAAAAAUUAUGGUAAAACCAUCCUUACAAAGGAAGCUGACCUGGUUACAACACAUGAAUUGGGACACAAUUUUGGAGCAGAACAUGAUCCUGAUGGUUUAGCAGAAUGUGCCCCAAAUGAGGACCAAGGAGGAAAAUAUGUUAUGUAUCCCAUAGCUGUGAGUGGAGAUCAUGAGAACAAUAAGAUGUUUUCGAACUGCAGUAAACAGUCCAUCUAUAAGACCAUUGAAAGUAAGGCCCAGGAGUGUUUCCAGGAACGCAGCAACAAAGUGUGUGGGAACUCCCGGGUGGAUGAAGGGGAAGAAUGUGAUCCAGGCAUCAUGUACCUGAACAACGAUACCUGCUGCAGCAACGACUGUACUCUGAAACAGGGUGUUCAGUGCAGUGAUAGGAAUAGUCCUUGCUGUAAAAACUGUCAAUUUGAGACAGCCCAGAAGAAGUGCCAAGAGGCUAUUAAUGCUACUUGCAAAGGCGUAUCUUACUGCACAGGUAACAGCAGUGAAUGCCCUCCUCCUGGAAACGCUGAAGAUGACACAGUUUGCUUGGAUCUUGGAAAGUGUAAAGAUGGAAAAUGCAUUCCCUUCUGUGAGAGGGAGCAGAAGCUGGAGUCCUGUGCAUGUAAUGAAACCGACAACUCCUGCAAGGUGUGCUGCAGGGACCCUUCUGGCCGCUGUGUGCCCUAUGUUGAUGCUGAAGAAAAGAAUUUAUUUUUGAGGAAAGGAAAGCCCUGUACAGUGGGAUUUUGUGACAUGAAUGGCAAAUGUGAGAAACGAGUACAGGAUGUAAUUGAGCGAUUUUGGGAUUUCAUUGACAAGCUUAGCAUCAAUACUUUCGGGAAGUUUUUAGCAGAUAACAUUGUAGGCUCAGUCCUGGUUUUCUCCUUGAUAUUUUGGAUUCCUUUCAGCAUUCUUGUCCAUUGUGUGGAUAAAAAACUGGAUAAGCAAUAUGAAUCUCUGUCGCUGUUUCACCCCAGUAAUGUCGAAAUGCUGAGUAGCAUGGACUCCGCAUCAGUUCGCAUCAUUAAACCAUUUCCUGCACCCCAGACUCCGGGCCGGCUCCAGCCCCUGCCGCCUGCCCCAGUGAUGCCCUCGGUGCCUGUGGCUCCAAAACUGGACCACCAGAGAAUGGACACCAUCCAGGAAGACCCCAGCACCGACUCGCACGUGGAUGAAGACGGCUUUGAGAAGGACCCUUUUCCAAACAGCAGCACAGCUGCGAAAUCCUUUGAAGAUCUCACAGACCAUCCUGUCACCAGAAGUGAAAAGGCAUCUUCUUUUAAAUUACAGCGUCAGAAUCGCGUUGACAGCAAAGAAACAGAAUGCUAGUUCAGGGGUGGCUUUUCUGUGUUCUUCUGACUUAAAUAUCCAAAGUGUUUUUAUAAGUUUGAUCUAAAAUCACUGCAUAUAUUUUGUGCAAAUUUGGGAGAAAUAAGGAAGUGAUACCACCACAGGUGCUGGCCAGGUGUUUGCACUCCUUCACAUAGGCACUGAGAAGAUAAGGUCAAUCUAGCUUAUUUUAUGGCUUUCAGGUUUUAGGUUUGUGUUUUUGUUUUGUUUUAAUCUUUAAAAUAUCCUCCAACCUGUGGUGCAGAAGCACAAAAUACAGCUGGCUUAGGUUAUGAAUAUUUAUAUUUUUGUAAAUUAACCUUUUAUAUCGAUAACAGCACUGAUUAGGGAGAUCAGUUUUUUUUUAUACACUGUAAAAAUCUGCCAAAUAUAACAAGGCAUUUAGCAGCUAUUUGUGAGGAUAGCUGGAAUACAGAAUAAAUUUUUUUUUCCGUCAAGUAAAGUUAAAGGAGUGAGAUAAAAUCUAGUUCUAAGUUAUGUCCAAAAUGUGGGUUCUAUUUCUAGGUAUUUCUCAAAGCUGUUAGCAAUAUGGAAUGUACACAUCUAAACUUAGAAAUUGAACUGAAUGUCUCUUCAUAAUUCAAAGGUUACUAUUUUAUAAAAAUCAAGUUAGCUUAUUAGUAAGGGUAACUAAUAAUCGUACUAAUAAUUGGACCCCCAUUUAUGGGGCAAUUUUUCUGUUUUAUAAGUAUCUUCAUGUAGCUCUAAUACUGCUGCCAUGCUCUUAAAUCAAAUCCACAAAAGGCAAGCUACUUCAAAAUAAGAUUAGAAAGAGUAUGGUUGCCUAUUUUCAAACACAAGUGGAUUCAACGGUAAGCACGGUAUUUCUCCUGCAAGGUAUUUCUCCCCAGGACAACGGCUGUUUUGGGUAAGAAGACACGUGAAGUGGCGCUCCCUACCCCCAUGUGUGGGGCUGGGGCUGAUCCCUACAAUUAAUACAGAAAUCCUUCUUUUUGACCAGCAAAUGGAUAUUUGCAUUACUUCUUGCUUAAAUGCUUCAGGAUUACUGUGUGAAGAAUAAAAAUCAUAGGAUUAAAUUAUAAUUUCCAUAAAAUGAUAGUUAAGAGCUUUGUUGUUGUUGUUAAUACUGGAAUGUGCUCACCAGCCAAUACAUCGUAACUGAGAUAACUUGUAAACUUUGAGGACAGUUAACAAAACCUGUGACAAAUCAUGUCUCCCCCACCCCCCCCCAAGGACGUUUGUUACACAGAUACUUGUUACACUAAUACUUGAAUUUGUACCUCAUGGUAUUUGCUGUCUUUUAACUAAUCACAAUAUUCUUAUAUUUUAAUUAUACUUUUGGAAUUUAAUAUCAGGUGAGUAGGGUGUGUGGGUGUGUGUGUGAGUGAAACAGUCCCAACAGAAUGUAAGAAAACUUUUUUAAAUAAAAUAGUGACUUUUUAAAAAA